Molecule: messenger RNA, 6388 nt
Organism: Columba livia (rock pigeon)
Lineage: Eukaryota; Metazoa; Chordata; Aves; Columbiformes; Columbidae
Gene: RAB11FIP2
Product: RAB11 family interacting protein 2
Exons: 5
Coding region: 249-1781 (510 amino acids)
Biological process (GO): regulated exocytosis
Cellular component (GO): endosome; phagocytic cup
Molecular function (GO): small GTPase binding
Source: RefSeq, a predicted model, not a curated record
GGGGAGCCCGGCGGCGGGGGGGGAGUCGUGUGGGUGCUGCGGGGGGACCCCGCGGCCCCCGGGCAUGGAGCCGCAGGUAGGGCUGCGCGGGGAACGUGAGCAGCGGGGGGUGCCGCCCGCGGCCCGGAGCGCCGGGGGAAGGAGCGGGCCGAGCCCCUGACAGGUGUCUCCGCGAAAGGGCCCUUUCGCAGCGUCUCGGAGGCUUUGAGGCUCGGUGUUUGUCGUUAUUGCUGCUGCGAUCUUCAAAGAUGAUGCUGGCAGAGCAAGCCCAGAAGUGGUUCCCGACUCACGUGCAAGUUACGGUCCUUCAAGCUAAAGGGCUGAAGCCAAAAGGUAAAAACGGCAGCAACGAUGCCUACACCAUCAUACAGCUGGGCAAGGAGAAGUACUCCACCUCGGUGGCCGAGAAGACCCUGGAUCCCAUCUGGAAAGAAGAGGCCUCCUUCGAGCUCCCUGGAUUACUCAUGCAGGAGAAUCCAGAAAAAUACAUCUUGUACCUGAUCGUCAUGCACAGGUCGCUGGUGGGGCUGGACAAGUUUUUGGGACAGGUGGCGAUAAGUCUGAAUGAUAUAUUUGAGGACAAGCAAAGAAGGAAAACAGAGUGGUUUCGCCUGGAGUCCAGACAAGGAAAGAGAACUAAAGAUAGAGGAGAAAUAAAGGUCAAUAUUCAGUUUAUGAGGAAUAACAUGACAGCAAGUAUGUUUGAUUUGUCAAUGAAGGACAAAACGAAAUCCCCUUUUGCUAAACUAAAAGACAAAAUGAAGGGUCGAAAAAAUGACGGGACGUUUUCGGAUACAUCCUCUGCAAUCAUCCCAAGUACUCACAUACCUGAUGCAAACAUGGAGGUAUGUAGUGGUGAAGUACAAAUGAAAUCAAAACCAAAAAAGCCUUUCCUUUUGGGACCUCAGCGGUUGUCCUCGGCUCAUUCGAUGUCAGAUUUAACGGGACCGCACGUCUCCUCAGAAAAAGUGAAGUCCAGCACAGUCGGCUACCCUUAUCUUUUCAGGCGUCAGCUGGACUCUUUUGGUUCGGUUGAUGAAGGCGGGAGUCUAAAAUCCCCACACAGAAGGACAUUAAGUGUUGAUACUUCCAAACUGAACCAGCUUGACAGCACAGGUGAUGAAACUGCACUUGAAGCCCAAAAUGACCCAUUUACCAAUGUGAGUGCUUCGUUACCCCAAAAAUUUGCUACAUUGCCAAGACAGAAGAACCCAUUUGAAGAAAGCCCAGCAACAUGGGAUCAAAACAUAAGUCUGUUCUCCAGACCUGUUGACAUCAGAAAAGAAAUUAGAAAAGAGAAAAAAGAGAAAGUUAGUCUUUUUGAAAGAGUGACUGGAAAAAAAGAUAGCAAGAGGUCAGAUAAACUCAGCAAUGGGGGAUCAGAGAGUUCGACUGACUUGAAAUCGCCGAGUGCGUUUGGUGAAACUCAUCAGGAGAGUUUUGAUUGUGAAUCGACUAAUCCGUUUGUGACGAACUUCAAGCCUACAAGCACGUUGCCAUCUUCAAGUUUUAAUACGAAACCUUCCGGCAUUGAGGACCUCAGGAAAACAAUGGAUGGAAAUCCUUUUGACGCCGCUGCAGGAUACCGUAACCUUACGUACGAAGAGGUUUUGCAGGAGCUCAUGAAGCAUAAAGAGCAACUUAAGAAGAAGGACACUCAUAUUCGGGAGCUUGAGGAUUACAUUGAUAAUCUUCUUGUACGAGUGAUGGAAGAAACACCCAGUAUUCUCAGAGUGCCAUAUGAACCUUCUCGAAAAGCUGGCAAGUUUUCCAAAAGUUAAGACACUGAUGCUUGGUGGUGCUUCCUGCUGAAUACGUCAGUGGAAGGAAUUCCCACUUUGACAUUUUGACUUCUCUUCAUUCCUUUUCUCCUAAGAAAUUCCAGGAAUCGAGGGAGAACAGGACUAUGUUGUGGGGGUAUUUUUGUUUGUUUUUUACUCCAAACACUAGCAGAGACUGCCAAAAGUAAUAUUCUGUUAGAUUACCUAAAUAUUUUUCUUUUCUUUUUGAAAACACCUUUAGGUACAGAAUACUUACGGUAGAGUAAAUAAUACACAUUAAAUAUGUCCAUGCAGUUUAUAUAAUAGCUUAGUAUUCACCAUGUGGCAGUUUCAGGUGGGAAGCCUGUGCCGUUAUGAAUGUUUUCUUGAAUGAUUAUUGGUAUUAUGCAAACAUAUCAAUUCUGAUACUACAGCAUGCCAUCGAGACCACUGUUUUCGAGCCAGUGCGGUACACUUUACUAGACCUAAGUGUGCUUUGUCGCAAUGGAAUGUGGUUUGUUCAACACAUAUUAGAGGAAAACAGUGAUGCACAAUCUUUGCGGAGCAAAUGCUGUAUUCUGUAUGAUGUGCUUUUUCUAUAACAAUGUGAAAAAUACCUUGCCGUGUUGGUAAUGGCACAUGCUGGAAUCGGUUAUUUUACACUUAAACGCUGAAUUUUGUGAAUAAUGACUGAACUUUGGUAUUGAGCUCAUGACAUGAGGUUGUUUUGAGGAUCUUUUUGUAUGAGGUUAUUGCAUGCCUUUUUAUAUGUUAAAGUACUUUGAGCAGUGUUAAUAGAAUGGGACUGGAGAAAAGUAUGGAAUAAGUUAUAAAUACUUUGUUCAGUCACAGUCUGCUACAGUGAAAAUGUAGGAGGCAUGAUCAGGCUGACUUAAAUAGAUAUGGUACUUGAGAAAAUGGAGAACUGACUCAAUUUAAGGUUGAGUUUUACAUUAUAUAUAUAUGUCUUAAGUUUUUUAAAUCUUAUGACAACAAAGUAUAUGCCUUUAGAUGUAGGCUACGUUGCUUAAACACAUAGAGUACUUAGAAAGACUUUUCAUUAUAAAAAAGUAAUCUGUAUUUGUUGUAAGGACUUCUAAAAGUCAGUUUUCAUGGAGGCAAAUGAAAGAAGAAUGUAGUAAAUGUCUUCCUGAUCAUUUAAUAAUUGUUUGUAAAAUGACAGAUGAGAAAGGUAUCUAUUAUUCAAUAAAUCGGCAAAAUACAGUGAUGAGCAUAUAAUAGGCAAAUAGUGUAGAAGAAUAAUCCUCACAAUGUUAACAUAAAUAGACUUUAAUUUUCUUUAUAAGAGCCUCAUUUGUAUAGUCUGUUGCUGCAAAACAGUAAGAUGAUAUUAACAAAAAAAAUACAGAGAUUAUUUUUUAUUUGGAUUUAAAAAACCCGACUGUCUUCUCCUCUUCUUUUUCUACACCUGAUCUGUUUUUCUUCUUACAGCACCAUGAAAUGGCUGUUGCUGAGGAGGAGGAAAAGGUUGAAAUUAAAUUCCAAUUUGUUGUUGUUGUUGUUAAAGAUCCAAAUAUGUUUUCAGUUUUAAAACUGUGAAAACUAGUAUUAUCUUGAAUAAUUAUAUUCUGGAAAAGCUGAAAAAGAUCUAUCUGAAUGCUUUUGACAAUGUUAGUAUUGUGUGACAGUACAGAAUUAGUCUUGUUAAAAAUAUUUCUUUGCACAGUUGCUCUAAGAUUUAGUUUACUCUCCUCCUUCUCCUUCUCCUUCUCCUUCUUCUCCUUCUCCUUCUCCUUCUCCUUCUCCUUCUCCUUCUCCUUCUCCUUCUCCUUCUCCUUCUCCUUCUCCUUCUCCUUCUCCUUCUCCUCCUUCUUCUUCUCUUCUCCUUCUCCUUCUCCUCCUCCUCCUUCUCCUUCUCCUUCUCCUUCUCCUUCUCUUCCUCCUCCUCCUUCUCCUCCUCCUUCUCCUUCUCUUCUUCUCUCUUUUAUAAUAUUUCCCUCUUUUUUUAGGAGCUACCUUCAAUCUCCCUAGCACGAUGUCCCUAAAAUUUGUGCAGUUUGAGUGUUCCCAACCCAAGACAGGGAUCCCUUAGCAUAGAUGAUUGUGCCUGGAUGGAGCCGGAAUGGUUCAAGCCCUUCCUCAUCAUAGCGCUCUGUGUUUAGAUGUUCCUAGCCCACAAACGGGCCCACUUCACCAAGUUGUCCCCUUCUGACAACAUAAGGAUUUAUCAAGUUUGGUACCUCGUAAGCCACAUGAAUGUUCUUUUGACCCACUUAAGAUCUAAAUGACUGUAAAUGUGUUGUAAUAUAUUCAAAGUGCCAAAGGUUAUGUCCUAAGUUACGGUACGUUUACUCUUGGAAGUUAAGUUUUGCACUCAAUUAGAUUUUAAUUUCCUAAUUACACCAAGAUGUAUUUCAGUUACUCAGUAUUUCCAUAGAGGUUCUUAAGCAUUUUCAAAUGUUUGGCCGAAGCAAGUGGUUUUCUCAUACUGUCAGUGAGGAAAUGUUGUGCAAUUGUUUUGAAUUCCACAAUCAUUUUCAAACUAACUGGUAUGAGACCAUCUGUAGCAUCUACGAUGAUUAAAUCACACACACCAAUGGGGUUUAACAAGUAAACUAACCAGAGAACAUGCUCCAAUGACUUCUCACUUGCAAGCCAACUUAUAAUUAUUAAAAUGAAACUCUACUAUAUUUAGCACCUCUGAAAUCACUUCUUUUAGAAUGUAAAUGUAGAGUAUCAAACUGCAUAAUUGACUAAAAGCAGAUCAUUUGACAUAUUUGCAUACCAAGAAUGAUAAGCAGAUUAAAGGUAGCGAAAAGAUCAAUUUUUGUGCAUUAAUGAAGAAAUUUAGUGAAGCUUUGAAUGUGCUAUCUAGUCUUUAUCUGAUCUGUAAGUGAAUGAAAGCACCUUUUGUUUCUAACAGUUUAUCAAGAAAGAGGGGAGAAUGACAAAUGCAAUUUAGGAAAAGGUAAAGUUACUAGGAGAGGCAGAAUGGGACAUUUACAACUAUAAAGAUAUUUUUAUAGAGCUCUUAUAGCUAAAGAUAUAGGCUGGUUUUGGAGCAAUUCUGCGAAUAUUACGUGCACAGCAUUUUCCUCUUAUAAAGAAAAUGUUAACAUUUUUCUAUAGUUUGAGGUUAUUUUUGAAAAGCAUCAUCACCCUGCAUCUAUUUUUUGAAACAUGCAGCUUUUGAUUGAAAACAUUUCAUAGAGAAUCAUUUAUAUGUUGAAAACAAAGAAAGUUCUGUUUCUCCCAUAGGAUAGAAUUGUAAACUUUCUUGCAGAUCAUUUUAAAACUAUAGCUUGCCAGUAAUGAUGAGUCUUUCUUGCCCUUUAAAUUGUAGGGAUGAAAACUGUGGACAUCUCCACGUUAUUUUGUUAUGUUUUUUAAUCUUAAAAAUAAGCAUACGAGUUCAUCUAUGCACACACUAUACUUUGAAGUUAUCCUUUGAAAUAUUUCCUCUGCUCAUAGCCAUGUACUUUACUUUAAAGAACAAAUAUUAAGGCCAUACUUUAAUGUUGUAAGUAACAAAUUUAAACUUUCUGCCAUUCAAGAAGGAUGUUUAAUAUUUAUAUAUGUUACCUCUUGCUGCUGUAUUUUACAUUUAGCUGGCUUUUCUCCCUAGGUGAUACAUAACUACAUUUAUUGCUGUUGGCUCUGUAUCAAGAAUUAUUUGUAAUUUUCCAGCUGUCAAACUGUUGCCUUGAAUUUAGAAAGGUUUUGUGAUUGGGGGCCUAAUGAAUCUCGUGCCCAUUAGGUACUAGUCUGCGUUUCUUUCUGUAUGGAAUGUCCUUUCUGAGAUGCGUCUUAAAACAAACAGAACUGCUGUCUUAAUAUGUUUACUGCUGCACUGGAGGUUUAUUUACACUUCCAGCUUUCAAGAAGAAUUAUUGUCGUACAUCAAGUAUGUAAAGUAAGCUCAUACGCUUUUGCUCUUUCUGUAUCCAUUACUGUUGUAGAUAUGAUGGAGGCAUUAGCUGUGGGCUUUUAAAAUGGUGAUUUUUAAAGCAUGUUGACUAACUUCUUCUCUUUGAAGUACAUGGUGAAGGAUUAUAGCGCUGCUGUGUUGAUGAUGCUAGAUUUAAAGGUCUGUCAGCACUUCUCGUAUGAAACCCUAUUUUCAGGGAUUUAUAACUUUUAAAUGUAGUUACAGUUGCUGGAAGUAUUUAAUAUGCAAUAGGUAGCACUUUAAUCUGUUUAUGAAGGGUUUUGAGAAUUGUUUCUGUUGAAAAAGUCAUGGUGGGCAUUUGCUUUAUCUUUUAUAAUUUGUACGCUGAAGAAACCACUGUGCGUUACUAGUGGUAGAGCCAUCCCUGUUCAUCUUAGAAGCUUCCAGAAGUCUUGUAUUACAAUGUGCUAUAAAAAGCUGAAGAUCCAGGUUAUAUAGGAAGUCUGUAGAAGUACGAACAUAUAACUUACAGGUUGAUUUUUGUCUCGUGCAAUCAGUGGUAGUUUGUCUACAUUUAAUAAUGGUACAGAAUCACAACUAUAUGCACAUGUGAGAACUAGAAACUUAGAAUGCAUGAAGAACUUUAUUUUUGUUUCAUUAUUGCAACUUCAGCGCCUUUAAUUUGAUUCAAAUGUUAUCUUAAUAUUUUAAUUUCUGUUCAUUAAAUAAAUAUUGCAUGUCUAACACUAAUAAAGCACCACAAUGCACUACCACAGUA